UCUCUCUCCUCCUCUUCCUCUCCUCUCCUCCCUACCCGCCCUGACUCACCCCUCUCCUCCUCCUCCUCACCCCUCAGUCCUGACAGAGACAGAGACUACAACUGGACUACAAAUCCCUUCAUCUCCUCUCCAUUCACCACAGCAGAGCUGCCUCUGGGCGAUGUAGUCCAGACCACCACCUCCCCUCUGACCCCUGAUCGACCUCUACUGGUUACCACGACAACCAGCACCACGACGACGGACAGUGAAUCCCAAUGGCCAGAGACGGACCCAGACACACCCCUGGUCUCACACACACACGCUACACACACUACACACGUCCUCCGAACACACACACCUUUGUUGGACAUGUCACCUACACCUGUCUCACAGACACCUGUACUGUCCUCAACCGCGGUGUCCCCCCCCUCACCACCCAAUCCUAUCCAGGAACACACCACCACUGGGCCUGUCGUACAGACACCUGUACUGUCCUCAACCGCGGUGUCCCGCCCCUCACCACCCAAUCCUAUCCAGGAACACACCCCCACCGGGCCUGUCGUACAGACACCUGUACUGUCCUCAACCGCGGUGUCCCACCCCUCACCACCCAAUCCUAUCCAGGAACACACCACCACUGGGCCUGUCGUUUGGUCCACCCAUCCUGACCAUUCUGUUUCGACCCCGACCCCAACCGCUCUGACCUCUCCCAGGGGUCCGAACACAACUCCCCUCUACCCUGCCGUCACAACCAGUCCUGUGGUCACCACCGCGACACAACCAUCACUGACCACAACACAACCAAUCUCUUCCACGCAGUCAUCCCCCAGGCUCAGGACCACCAGACCCCCACCCUGGCCCGCCCCUCAGCCCAGCCAGGGCAGCCCAUCGGCGGGUACAUCCUCUGUCCUGUCCCCUUCUCCUCUCCACUCCACCAUCAGCUCCACACACAGACCCAGAGUCUACAUCCUGCCUGACCGGCCUGCUGCCAUCAAAGAAGAGUCCAUUGAGUUGCUGCUGCAGGUGAUUCUGGAGGAGAGCAGCUCUGACCUCAACACCAGUCUAGAGGACGACACUGCAGCCUGGGUGGCGCCCUACCUCCAGAGAGCGCCGGGGUUCCAGGACCUACAGGGGGUUUGGAGCAGGUGAUUAUUUACAUUGACAUGAAUUGAGACUGUGUUUCUGAUACACAUUGAUAAUGAAUUGAGACUGUGUUUCUGAUACACAUUGAAAAUGAAUUGAGACUGUGGUUCUGAUACACAUUGAUAAUGAAUUGAGACU
Molecule: messenger RNA, 1260 nt
Organism: Salvelinus fontinalis (brook trout)
Lineage: Eukaryota; Metazoa; Chordata; Actinopteri; Salmoniformes; Salmonidae
Exons: 3
Coding region: 349-1128 (259 amino acids)
Source: RefSeq, a predicted model, not a curated record